AUGCCUCAAGGGCAGAAGUGUAAGGCCUGCGCCCAUGAGAAACGCUGCCAGACCCAACAAGAGCCCAAGGAUCUUGUAGGUGCUCGGGACACAACAGGAUCGAAUGAAGGUACCAACUACCAGACGGAAGAAAGUCCAAGAUCCCCCCAGGCCUGGCCCGCCAUGGACCCCUUCCACAGAGGCCAUCUAAAUGAGAAGGUGCUUCGCUUAGUGUAUUAUCUGCUGUACAAGUAUCAAAUCAAAGAGCCUGUGACCAAGGGAGAAAUGGUGAGAAAUGUAAUCCAAAUGUACAGAAAUCAUUUCCUUGAGAUCCUCAAGAGAGCCUCUGAUCACCUGGAUAUGGUCUUUGGCCUCGACAUGAAAGAAAUGGAUCCCUACCGGCAUGUAUAUAUCCUUGUCAACAACGAGCCAGGCCGCGAUACAGUGCUGAGUAAUGACAGAGGUGUGCCCAAGACCGGCCUGCUGAUGACUAUCCUGGGUGUGAUCUACAUGAAUUGCUAUCGCGCCACUGAGGCGCAUGUCUGGAAAACAUUGAAUGUGAUGGGGCUCUAUCGGGGGAGGAAGCACUUCCUGUCUGGGGAGCCCAAGAAGCUCAUCACAGAAGACUUGGUGGAAGAAAAUUACCUGGUGUACCACCAAGUGCCCGGCAGUGAUCCUCCACGCCAUGAGUUCCUGUGGGGCCCCAGAGUCUACAAUGAAACUACCAAGAUGAAAGUCCUGGAGUUUUUGGCCAAAGUCCAUGAUACCAUCCCCACUACCUUACCAUUCCUUUAUGAAGAGGCUUUGAAAGAUGAGGAAGACAGAGCCCAGGCCCGAGCUUCAGCCAGGGCUCAUAAUGCUGCCAUGGCCAGGGACAUUUAUUGCUGUGAGAUUUAA
Pteronotus mesoamericanus is the source of this 876-nucleotide messenger RNA. RefSeq names its product melanoma-associated antigen B10-like. NCBI's taxonomy places the organism in Eukaryota, Metazoa, Chordata, Mammalia, Chiroptera, Mormoopidae. Gene Ontology annotation, cellular component: nucleus. The record is from RefSeq and is a predicted model, not a curated record. Gene Ontology annotation, biological process: negative regulation of transcription by RNA polymerase II.